AUGCCUGCAGCAAAGAAGGGUCGAGGUCGCGCGCCUGCCAACAAGGUCACGAAGCCCGAGCCCAAGACUAAGACGCGUCGCGUUGGGGCAAAGGCCGCCGCAGCGCUGGAGGAGGAGGUAGAGAGGCAGGCGCUUGCAGAAAAGGCGACAAAUGCACCAGCAAAGGCGACAAGAGGCCGCAAGGCUAAGAAGGCAGUCGAGGACGAACAGGAGGACGACGCAGACGACGUACUGGCAACACCGCCGCACAGUGAUGAACCUGCGAAGACCAAGGGUGGCCGCGGCCGCCCAAAGAAGGAUACCGUGGUGCCCGACUCGGUGCAGAAAAAGACCGAGCCUGCAGCCGCGAAACGAGGGCGAAAGGCUGCCGCUGCUGCCAGACUUGAUGCUCCGUCCGAAAUCCCGGAGACUCAGGUGGACGGCGGAAUGGACAUCGACACGGCUGAGGAGCAAGACCAGGUGGAAGAUCUCCCUACAUUCUCGCGUUUCAGUGCACCGCCAUCCGCGCAGCGUCUCAAUUCAUAUCACAUCCCACUCAGCGCGACUAAGCGAUCAGCCAGCUCAUCAUUGAUUGAGAGCGAUCCAUCAACCAGGCGACAUCUUGCGGACCUUGAGAAGAAGUAUGAGGCAUUGGAGCUGAGAUACAGAGAGCUGCGCAAUGUGGCGGUUGUAGAAGCGGAGAAGAACUUCGAUCAGCUCAAAAAGCAGAGCGAUGAGAAGACUCAGGCUUCCAAUGAGCUCAUCAAAAGCCUCAAGGCCGAUCUCGCAACUCAGAGGCAACUAGCCAAGGAAGGGCAAAAGUCUCAGCAGCAGUUCGAGGCCAGUGAAGCCAAAGUCGACACGCUGCAGACCCAGAUUGCGGGAAUAACAACGACGCUGUCCGAAGCCAAGACGGAAAUCAAGUCUCUCACCACGAAACUGAAUGCUGCACGAGCCGCCGAGGCAACAGCCACAGCCACGGCCCAGGCUGCGUCGGUGCGGGUCCCGGGUAGCGCAAUGAAGCCCAGCGCGAUGGGCGGCCGAGGCAUAGACCAGGCCCAGGUGCAAGCCCAGCUCCAGGCCACUCAGACAGCCAAGAUGAAGGAGAACCUGUACAGCGACCUGACGGGGCUGGUGGUGACAGGCAUCAAGCGCGACGGCCCGGAGGAUGUGUAUGAUUGUAUCCAGACGGGUAGGAACGGGACACUACAUUUCAAGCUGGCCAUUGCGAACGAGAACUCGGACGAGAAUACGGACGAGGCCGAGUUCAUGUACAAACCGCAGCUGGACGAGCGCCGGGACAGUCAGCUGAUCGAGAUGCUCCCUGAGUAUCUCGUCGAGGAGAUUUCUUUCCCCCGGGCCCACGCGGCCAAGUUCUACUCUCGCGUGUUGAAGUCUUUAACGGAGAGGCUUGACUGA
Diaporthe amygdali is the source of this 1398-nucleotide messenger RNA. RefSeq names its product chromosome segregation protein. The record is from RefSeq and is a predicted model, not a curated record. Bases 1 to 1398 code for a protein of 465 amino acids. Gene Ontology annotation, cellular component: chromosome, centromeric core domain; mitotic spindle; nucleolus. Lineage: Eukaryota; Fungi; Ascomycota; Sordariomycetes; Diaporthales; Diaporthaceae. Gene Ontology annotation, molecular function: microtubule site clamp; protein binding. Gene Ontology annotation, biological process: attachment of mitotic spindle microtubules to kinetochore; meiotic sister chromatid segregation; homologous chromosome segregation. The transcript is spliced from 3 exons.